Molecule: messenger RNA, 2559 nt
Organism: Diorhabda carinulata
Lineage: Eukaryota; Metazoa; Arthropoda; Insecta; Coleoptera; Chrysomelidae
Product: venom dipeptidyl peptidase 4-like
Exons: 15
Coding region: 222-2537 (771 amino acids)
Biological process (GO): proteolysis
Molecular function (GO): serine-type peptidase activity; dipeptidyl-peptidase activity
Source: RefSeq, a predicted model, not a curated record
AUAUUUAUUUUGACCGUUCAAAGUCGUAUCAGUGAAGUGGUGUAAAUAAGCAAAUACUUUGUAUCUUAUCCACUUUACUCGUAUAUUGAUAUGAAUAAAUAUCUAUAAAACAUUGAAAUUAAUUUUUCCAUCAAUCACUCAUUCAUACGCUAUCCCUACAAUAGAUGAUGUCUUGAAUAGAUUAUCCAUAAUCUUAUUCAUCUUUAUAUAAAACUUUUCUGAUGUCACGGUCAGACAAAAUGAAGAUAAUUUUUAUCAUCUGUUCGUUGGUGGUAGUAUCCCAACAGAGACAUUUAAAGGAAGCUGAACAGACACCGUUUGAGUUAGAUGAUAUAUUAAAUGGUGUAUUCGGAGCCAAAUAUUGGAAUGGAUCCUGGAUAUCAGAUACAGCAUUCACCUUCCCUAAUACAAGGCAAGAUAUCUUGCUCUAUGAUUACGCAAAAAAACACAUAUCGCUAUUCUUAGGAAGAGAAAUAUUAGAUAAAUAUCCGGGUUCUACUAUAACUUCCAUAUCAUCAGAUCUAGCAUAUGUUUUGUUGAGCUACAACGUUUCAGAAGUUUUCAGACAUUCAACAACAGCGGUUUUCACAAUAUAUGACAUUGCUAAUAAGAAGUACUACGAUAUUGCCAAUAAACUUCCUUUACAAUUAGUGACAUUUGCCCCGAAAGGUCACGGUCUAGUAUAUGUUUUCAACAAUAACAUUUAUUAUUUAGAAGAUUUUUCGGUAGACAUUCAACAACCAAUAACAGUUACGACUGUCGGGGCCACUGGAAUUGUUUAUUGCGGUGUUCCUGACUGGGUAUAUGAAGAGGAAGUAUUGAGUUCUGGAUCAGCAUUGUGGUUUUCUCCAGAAGCUACUCAUUUAGCUUUCGCAGUUUUUCAUGACGAGAGCGUUCGAGACUUCUCUUAUCCAGUGUACGGGCAACAAGGAACAUUGGAUAAUCAGUAUCCUCAUGACGCCGUUAUUAAAUAUCCUAAGGUUGGUACUACAAAUCCACUAGUAAGUACGUAUGUAUAUGAAAUAGCAACGAAAACUACGAGAGAAUUCCAACUCCCUCCCACUAUCAACAACAAAGAACCUAACAAUGAUUAUAUUUUGUACGGGUUAACUUGGAUAUCGAAUUCACAAGUAGCCAUGGUUUCAUCUAAUAGAAUUCAAAAUGAAAGUGUUAUAAUCAGAUGUCUUUUGGAUGGCACAUGUGUAGAGGAGACUUCUCGGAAAGAGUCUCAAGGUUGGAUAGUACCAAUUCUACCUACAUAUAAUAAAGAUGGUACGAAAAGAUUGGAAAUAUUACCACAGCAGGAAGAUGAUGACCGAUUUGACCAUUUAGUAUUGACUGACGUCCUUAGCAAUACUCAAAACAGAUUGACAUACGGUAAAUUUUUUGUUCUUUCAAUUGACGGAUGGGAUGAAGAAAGAGGUAUAAUUUAUUAUACUGCUAGUGGUGAUGACAGUCCUUCCAGUCAGAAUACUUACGCCAUUGACGAAUUAGGAAACUCAAAGUGUUUAACAUGUUCAAUAACAAUAGAUGGCGUUCCUUGUGGAUAUGGUACAGCCUACUUCAGUAAAUCAUAUUCAUAUUAUACCAACCAAUGUAUGGGGCCAAAAAUACCACUAACACGUAUCCAUAAUAUUGAUGUUCCAGAGGAUAUUUUAUUGUGGGAAGACAAUCUAGAACUUAAGGCAAUUAUGAACCUUAAAUUACAGCCUGUUAUCAAGGACUUAGUGGUUCCCAUUAACGAUCAGUUUUCAGCAAGAGUAAGGAUGUACCUACCUCCAAAUUUAAACGAACACGACUCUAAAAAAUAUCCCACAAUUGUGGACACGUAUGGUGGACCAGGUCUAAAUGUUAUAAACGACGCCCAUCAAACAGGUUUUCACAAUUAUCUAGUUACCAAUAGAGAAUACAUUUACGUAUAUAUAGAUGGAAGAGGAAUAAGUAAUGAUGGAUAUAAUAAAUUAUACCAAAUGUAUAGGCAAUUUGGUACUGUCGAAGUUGAAGAUCAGAUUCACGUUACAAAAUACUUGCAAGACCAUUUUCCAUUUAUCGAUGAAAGAAGGACAGGAAUAUGGGGGUGGAGUUAUGGUGGCUUUUGUUCUAGUUGGGCUUUGGCAAAAGACAUUGAUCACGUUUUUCUUGGUGCCUUAUCAGUAGCCCCUGUUACCAAUUUCAUUUAUUAUGAUUCUAUCUACACCGAACGGUAUAUGGGUCUGAAUACGCCGGAAGAUAAUGAAGUAGGAUAUAACAAUACUAAUUUGGCCAAUGUAGUUGAAGCAUUCAGAGGAAGAAAUUACUUUAUAAUCCACGGUACAGGGGAUGAUAAUGUUCAUUAUCAAAAUUCGAUGUUAUUCAUCAAAGCAUUGGAACUGGCUGAUAUAGAAUUCAGACAGCAUAGUUAUCCUGACGAAAACCAUUCCUUAGAACAUGUAUCGAAACAUUUGUACCAUAUGAUGGAUAAACAUUGGGCAGUUUUAUUCGGAAUAGAAUCUUCUGUUCACGAUAGCUGGACAGAAAAAGAAAGGAAAAGAAACUGAAUAAAAUGAUUAUUUAAAUGUA